AUGUCUCAAAACUAUAAUUAUCAGUUGAGCUUUUGGGACGAGCAAGAUGGGGGUGCUCGAAUCCUUCUAGAGCACAUAAGCAAUGGUCUAGAGUCCUGUAACAGCUUAGUUACAUUUUUUGAGGAGCGGAGCAAGCUGGAAAAAGAUUACGCUCGAAGACUUAGUGCCAUCACCGGAAAAUUACAUGCGGGAAUACAGCAAGCUCCGGAUUAUGGAAAUCUUGCCAAAAGCGUCAAGACCUUGCACUCAAGCCAGGAGCGCUUAAGUCAAUCCCAUUCGAAAGCAGCUGUAGCCAUACACAAAGACGCAUAUGCUGAACUCAAACAGUUCGUGCAAGAACUUCAGGCGCGCUACAAGACCGUUGACAUUAAAAUCCGCAGCCUUUGCAAUGAUAAAAUCACCAAACGUCAGCUAUGCGAUAUUUUGAAAGAAAAGCUGAACAAAGCAACCAUUGAGCUACGAGACUGUAAACUCAAUAAAGACAAUUAUCUUGGGAAGCGUGACUCAGACCAAAAUGAUAGGCAUCUGCUCAAGUGGAAAAGUAUUGCAGACGAGCUACAACUGAAGCUAGACGUCUUGAAGCAAGAAUACAAAGCAUCUUCAAAGCAUUGGCUACAUGAAUGGUCACGGUUGAGUCUUGAACUCCAAGAGAUGGAGAAGUCGCGCAUACAGUUUAUUCAAUUGAAAUCACAAGAAUUCGCCAAACACUGUUCUGAACUGGCCAUCCAAGAACAGAUCAAUAUGGAAAAUUUGACACAGCAACUAACAAAAUAUACGGCAGAUCAGGACAUUUCGAGCUUCGCCUAUAAUCACGGCACAGGCCGCAUAAGGGGAAAUAUUGCUUCUGCCUCAUCUACAAAGGAACAAAUUCAAUCUACCUCGAGCAAGCAUGUUCAAAACGUUCGGCUGUUAUCUUCGCAAUUACAAAAAACUAGGCUAUCAUCCCAUUACAACGAAGACAGGGCUUCUGUUCCGCAGUCGAUCCCCCGACCAGUCUCGCGAAUUGAGCCAGAACCACUGACUCAGUCACAUCCGAAAAUCCAUGGUUUGGAGCUGUCAAACUCAGCAGUACCCAAAGUUGAACAGCUGGAAGCUCCACCAAACUCUACCGCUGUGUACACAACAUCAGAAUCAUCUAAUGAUUCCUCGAAUCCAACGGACUUUACUACACACAGGAGGCGGCGUACAAGCAUUGAAUCAAUGAAUACCUCAAUUUCAUCCUUGGCACAUAGUAUUGAUGACUCCAGAAGGUUUGCGAAAUCUUGGAAUUCUCAGAAUAGACGGAAAUCCAAGACUAGGUCACAGCUUUUCGACUCAUCACAGGUAACAAGCAUGAACGAAAAUUCAAGAUCCAGCAGUAUGGAAACAACCCGUAUCCACGGAAAUCAAGAAUUCGCUACGGACUCGCAGUUGAGUCAACGUCGCAAAUCCAUGGUGAGAAACGAUUCAAACUCCAAUCCAUUUAAGCAGGCGCUUGAUGCAAUGAGAAAGAGCUCGGAAGAGUAUGAAGCCAGUGUUGAUAGUAGGCACUCGUCGCAAAAGAAGCCAUUGAUACCUUUCCAGCAAUCUCAUAAUACUACCACAAUUCACAAAGCUAAGUCACUUACUCAACGUGUGAUGGACGGAGAUCACUACGUGGAACUACCUACCUACAACAGUAAAGGCGAAGAAGUUAUUCAGUAUGCAAAAGCGCUUUACACUUUUAUGGAAGCAAAUGAGCAGUCUAUUGUCAACUUUCAUGUCGGUGAUUAUCUGCUUUUAACUGAGAAACUUGACGAUGACUGGUUCAUUGGAGAGGUUCUUGAUACAGCACAAAUUGAGGCCCCUUACCGCUGCGGCAUAAUACCGAGAAACUAUAUUGAGCUGCUGACGUAA
Lachancea nothofagi CBS 11611 is the source of this 1875-nucleotide messenger RNA. The record is from the annotation of a GenBank genome assembly. NCBI's taxonomy places the organism in Eukaryota, Fungi, Ascomycota, Saccharomycetes, Saccharomycetales, Saccharomycetaceae.